This is a messenger RNA of Colletotrichum abscissum, 876 nucleotides long. RefSeq names its product SUR7 protein. Gene Ontology annotation, biological process: fungal-type cell wall organization. The record is from RefSeq and is a predicted model, not a curated record. Gene Ontology annotation, cellular component: plasma membrane; cell cortex of cell tip. Lineage: Eukaryota; Fungi; Ascomycota; Sordariomycetes; Glomerellales; Glomerellaceae. The transcript is spliced from 2 exons. Bases 1 to 876 code for a protein of 291 amino acids.
AUGGCCAAAGUCCGCCGGAACAGCGCCAUCACCGCGGCCGUCUGCUACUUCAUCGCCAUCAUCUUCCUCAUCCUCGUCAUCAUCGGCAACACCUCCAUCAAGCCCGUUCUGACGGACAUUUACUUCUUCAAACUCGAUGUCUCCGACAUCAUCCCGCUCUCCUCGGCCAACGCCGUCCUCCUCAACUCCGUAGCCCGCAGCCUGGGACUCCACGACUUUUACCAAGUCGGUCUCUGGAACUUUUGCGAAGGCUACAACGAUGAGGGCGUCACCUUCUGCUCAACCCCCCAGCGCAUGUGGUGGUUCAACCCCAUCGAGAUCCUCACCAACGAGCUCCUCGCCGGCGCCACCAUCGCCCUCCCCUCCGAGGUCAGCACCAUCCUCAACAUCCUCCGCAUCGGCCAGCAGGUCAUGUUCGGCCUCUUCAUCUCCGGCAUCUCCCUCGCCGCCGCCCUCCUCAUCGUCACCCCGCUCGUCAUGCGCUCGCGCUGGUGGAGCCUGCCCGUCGCCAUCUUCGCCGGCAUCGCGGGCCUCCUCGUCACCGUCGCCUCCAUCAUCGGCACCGUCAUGAGCGUCGGCGCUAAGAUCGCCCUCACCCAGCAGUCCGAGCUCAACAUCAACGCCGUCCUCGGCGUGCGCAUGUUCGUCUUCAUGUGGCUCGCCAGCGCCCUCGUCGACCUCGCCGCCAUCCUCCACAUGGCCAUGGGCUGCUGCUGCUCGCCUAGGAAAGAGAGGGAGGCUGCCGCCGCCGCUGCUGCUGCCGGCGGGGCGGGCACUACGCCGGAGAAGACGACCAACACGACUGAGAGCGGCGAGAAGCCGUCGAGGCUGCCGGCUUUUAUGAGAAAGCGCAGCCCGAGGUCGUCGACGUCGUAG